This is a messenger RNA of Ruditapes philippinarum (Manila clam), 2693 nucleotides long. Its product is annotated as retinal homeobox protein Rax-like. The record is from RefSeq and is a predicted model, not a curated record. Gene Ontology annotation, biological process: regulation of transcription by RNA polymerase II. Gene Ontology annotation, molecular function: DNA-binding transcription factor activity, RNA polymerase II-specific; RNA polymerase II transcription regulatory region sequence-specific DNA binding. The transcript is spliced from 5 exons. The coding region runs from base 234 to 1241 and encodes 335 amino acids. Lineage: Eukaryota; Metazoa; Mollusca; Bivalvia; Venerida; Veneridae.
AUAUUAUAAAUAUGUGUUAGAUGAAUCGCAAAUCUUUUCCUCUCAUAAUGAUAUGAAUAUUUCACUGCUACCGUAUAAGGUGUUGAUAAGAUAGGCAUAUAAGAAUUUUACAGAAGACGAUAUUAAAUACCCCUGGAAAAUAUAGUGUUUAUUUAAUAAAUAACAAAACAAAAAGAAAAAAAAACUUUAAUUUAUUUGGUGGUUUUAACUUUUCGUUCUUUUAUCGAUAGAAGAUGAACAGUAAAUUUUUCAGCAUUGAUUCUUUGAUUGGAAUUAAACAAAAUAAUGAGGAGAAGUCAAACCGAGCGCCAAGAGAUGACGAUAGUGAAAACGAUGACCUCAGCGAUGACAGAUUAGAAGAUGAUGAUAAACAUGAUAGCGAUAACAGACGGCUUAAAAUACCCUCAUUUCAUGCAAGUAUAAGAGACAGUAAUAGACAUUCCAGCGUGCACGAGUCAUGCUCGAGCACGAGACACGAAAAAUCCAUACCCGAGUCAACCGUACCCGGUAAUUGUCGACCGAAAGCAUGUAGUUCACACCAUGUGGAAUCAGUACAUAGGUAUGAGGACCACAGAACUUUAUCCGGCGAAACAUGUCCGAAUAGCUGUAAACUUCCGCCAAAACAAAAACGACUGUCCCUCACGAAGCACCAAUUAGGGGAGUUAGAGAAAUGUUUUCUGAAAAACUAUUACCCUACCGAGGCAACUAGAGAAGAAUUAGCUGUACGGCUCGGUUUGUCACAUGCCAGGGUCAAGGUUUGGUUCCAAAACAGACGCGCAAAAUGGCAGAGAAAUCAAAAGAUUAAAACCGAAUGGCAGUCAUUCCUACACAACCCAUUCACCGCAGCCAUAGGGUUAUCUCAUCAUCGUUUAUUACUGCAGCAUCAGCACCAGUUGCUAGCUGAUGCUCAAACCAAGGACUAUGACCCUCAGAGUCUUCAGACUCCUAUACCGUCACUAUACCCCGCCUUUCCUCAUACAAAUAUGGCGUAUAUGUUACCAAGACAGGACCUGAUGUCAUACACCAUUGGCAAGCCACCAAUGCAAUCUUUAAACGCUUACAUUUUGGCAAAGCAAGCCGCCGUAGAACAUGAGAAUAACGCUAAAAUGUGCUUAACGGAUGAGUCCGACAGCGAAGAAUCAACUAAAAGUGUUCAGAAUAAAAGCAUAGCAAAUGUGACUAGCGCAUCUAGUGUACCUGAUAAACCAUCAGGGCUUCAAGCGGGUCAGUUCUGGUGGUAAAUUAUUUGUAUACGGAAUUAUAUUGUAAUAUUUAGGAAUUGAAUGAUAUGGUAUUUAUGGAUAUAUGAUAGCAGCUUCGUUAUUUACCAUUUUUUAAAUCAGUUUUAAUUCAAUUUUCCAAAAUAACAAAAAUUAAUUGUAAUAUUAGCUUUGAAGUGUAAUAAAAGAUGUAUUUAUGAAAUAUACAACCUCAACUAAUACCUCGACGAGUAUGGAAAUGGAUUUGUAAAUCCUUCAAUCUGGACUAAAUCAUUAAAGCGACAUGCCUAAAGAUGAGUCAAAAUAUUUCAAGAAAAUCAAACUUGAGAAAAAUAGUACUGAUAUUUUAAGAAAAAAUAAAAAGAUUCAAGAUAAAAGUACAUUUGUAAUAAUAUCCAUGUUAUAUGCGGUUAAUGACCCAUUUUGCAGUAUUUUUCAACAUAUUUCUGCCGCGUUAGCUUAUACUAUGUUACUAACUCAUUAAUGGCUAAUUUUGCAUAUUUUGACCUCUUUUGGGUCAUUUACAUGGGCUGUAAGUUUCUUUUGCAAUGUGUAAAUUAUUUUCUUUGUUCACUUCACAAUAUUUUACAUUUUAAAUACAUUUUCAAAAUUUACAUGAAAAUUAGCAUGUUACCUACAGGCGUGCUGCUUUAAUCAAUUUAGGGAAAUUUUCAAAAUAUGUGCUGACUAAAUAGCGAACAGUGCAGACCAUGACCAGUAAGCACGAAUGUUCCGGCUGGUCUUGGGCUGCAUUGGUCACAUGGGUUUAUUAUGUCGCCGCCAGCAGGCUUCUGGGUAAUAUAAACUAAAUAUAUAAUAAUUUACAACAAUAGGUGCAAACCUCUAGCAUAUUGGUUUAAACAUAUUUAUUCAACAAAGUAUUUAACAAGUGAACAAUAUUUACAAAGUACAUUUUGGGAUUGGGCAGAAAGCAUAUUAAGGUGUAAUAGUUACCGAUAUAAUAAUGCCAAGUUUUGAUUUCAUCCGCCUGCAAUUUGACUUUUACAAGCCCCAGCGAAUUGAUUUGGAUUAAUACCAUCAGAAAUUAGAGCAUUUGGGCGCUGUUUAACAUAGAAAUCUUUAACAGUCAUGCCGCACAGUAUAUAACUUUACAAAGAUUAAAAGAAAUAGAUGUGAACAAGACUCCAGAUUGAUAGGGGAAAAAACAAGCUUGGAGAGUCGGGUAUUUAACGUGUAAAGUACGUGUAAUUGUAAUGUAAUGUAAUGAUCUAUUUAUUAAUAGAAAAACGAAAGUAUCCGAAUAUCAUUCUAGUCAAAUGUAAUGUAACUAUUGUAUGUAUUUAACUUGAACUAGUCAUCAAUCUAACAAAUGGCUUUGUUUAUUAUUACAAUAUUCUGUCCACAUGAAUUUUCAAUGAUUUUCAUCUUUACAUGUUAUAUGCAUUAUUUACAUAUUUCUAUAUUUUAGAGUUUAUAUAUAUGCUGGGAAGAAUAAAUAAAGUGUUUUAUAUU